Messenger RNA from Amaranthus tricolor (Joseph's coat), 4437 nucleotides. RefSeq names its product probable disease resistance protein At1g61300. Gene Ontology annotation, molecular function: ADP binding; protein binding. Lineage: Eukaryota; Viridiplantae; Streptophyta; Magnoliopsida; Caryophyllales; Amaranthaceae. The transcript is spliced from 2 exons. The coding region runs from base 264 to 3035 and encodes 923 amino acids. The record is from RefSeq and is a predicted model, not a curated record.
UAAUUGCCGUAAUUCGUAAUCUACAGAUAAAAGUUUAUUGGAGUAAUUGACACUUUACACUCAGUCAAGAAUCAAUCGAUAAUUAUUUCCACCGGCCAAACUUGCAAUGUUCCAAGAAAAUGCAGCACAGUCCCCUCUUAAGAUGGGUAUCUCAGAUAACAGUUUCAACCUUAGCUUGGUGUAUAAUUUAAUCUCUAUAGUUUGUUAUCUACUGCUUAUACUACCUGAACCAGCUAGCUUAGCUAGAAGCACAAACAAAGGGUAUGGAGCUUGCCAGCCCAAUUUUAGAUGUUGCUACUCGACUGUGGAAUUGCACGUCAAGUCGAGCAGCGUACAUAACUCGCAGGGCAGAAACCAUGACUUCGUUGAAGACCAAAUUGGAAGAAUUAAAAGCCAUCAGCAAUGAUGUGAAGAUGAAGAUAAAGGUAGCACAACAGCACGGAAUGAAGCAGACUGAACAAGUCCAUGCUUGGCUCACAAGGGUGGAACAAACAGAAAAUAAAGUUACUCAGAUUCUUCUUGAAGAUGAACAGAUCGCGGAUCAUAGUUGUGGAUAUCGAUCUUCUUAUAAUCUUGGGAAGAAAGCGAUGAAAACACUCCAUAUUGUCGAGGAUCUGAUAAAAACCAACACAAAAUUUCAGGAGGUUGCUAAUGAGCAGCCCCUUCCCGCUUCAACUACUGCAGAGACAGACGGUUUAUACAUGAUGCAAAUGGAAAACCCUGUGGGCGUUGAAUCUGUUUUACAGAGUGUUUGGGAAAAUCUGAAGACUGACUCCAUAAAAGUUAUGGGUUUGUAUGGGAUGGGAGGUGUAGGAAAGACAACGAUUUUGAAAAGAAUCAACAACGAGAUUCCUAGUAGAGCAGCAGAUCAUGUUUUUGAUGUUGUAAUUUGGAUUGUGGCUUCCACAAACGCAACUGUGGAAGCAAUUCAGACAGUCAUUCUUGCAAAAAUGCAUAUACCGCCUAACUCUUGGAAAGACAAGCCAGUGGAUGAAAAAUCAGCACUGAUUUAUGAAUUCCUGAAAGAUAAACAGUAUAUUCUGAUGUUGGAUGAUGUGUGGCAAAGGAUAGAUCUUUUAGAAGUUGGGGUCCCUUUGUUAGAUGAUCAAAAUCAUGGUAAAGUAAUUUUCACGACUCGAUCAGAAGAAAUUUGUGGGCUUAUGCAAGCAAAUCUGAGAAUAAAAGUUACAUGCCUUUCAUGGGAGACAUCAUGGGCUCUAUUUAAGGAGAAAGUAGGCGAAAAUGCGCUGAAUUCCCAUCACGAUAUACCAAGGCUUGCAGAAAUGGUUGCUAAGGAGUGCGAUGGUUUGCCUCUAGCGCUCAUCACGAUUGGAAGAGCUAUGAGUUGUAGGAAAACUCCUUAUGAAUGGUCACAUGCCCUGCAAAUGUUGAGGAAAUAUCCUUCAAAAUUCUCAGGUAUGGGUGGGCACGUGCUACCAGUUCUUAAGUUCAGUUAUGACUAUUUACCUGAUCCCACCAUCAAACAAUGUUUUGUAUAUUGUUCAUUAUUUCCCGAGGAUUAUGAAAUUUCGACCAUCAAGUUAGUUAAUCUUUGGAUUGGGGAGGGAUAUCUAAAGGGAUUUGAUGAGAUAUCAGAAGCCAGGAAUCAUGGUUUUUAUGUCAUUGAAAGUCUGAAACUUGCUUGUUUGUUGGAAAGUGGAAGUAUAUCACCAUUAAAAGUGAAGAUGCAUGAUGUGAUCCGUGAUAUGGCUCUAUGGAUAGCUUCAGACUGUGAUGAACAUAAUAGAAAAUUUGUUGUCCUUGAAAACACUGGGUUGAUUAAUGUAAGAAGCCACAGCCAAAACUGGACUAAGGAAGUCGAGAAGAUUUUUGUGAGGGGAAAAGCAGUCGAGGAGCCCAUACUGACUCACUUGUGUGUUCAGCUUUCUACUUUGAUUGUGAAUUGUACCUAUUUGAAGGGAAUCCCCUUGAGAUUGCCUCAGCUUAUACCCUUUUUGAAAGUUCUCGAUUUGUCAGGUAACUCUAAAUUAAAAAAGUUACCAGAGAUCUCAAAACUGUCGUACUUGGAGUAUCUUGAUCUUUCGAGGACACAUAUACGAACUCUAACAACAGAUUUAAGCAAUUUGAGUCGACUAAGAGUUUUGCUGCUAAAUUACAUGGAGAAUCUCAAGGAGUAUCCUACUGAUCAUAUAAUUAAUGAUCUAGAAAAUUUGUGUAUAUUUCACAUGAAUUAUGGUCCGUGUUAUUCUGAAACGUUUUUGAGAGCCUUAGAGAAUUUGAGAUACAUCAACGAGAUAAGUAUUUAUCUGCAUUCCUCACAGAUGCUCAACAUAUUCCUGAAUUCAGAGAAAUUGCAGAAUUGUACAAAGUACCUGAGGAUUGACUGGUGCAAUAAUGUUGGUGACAUGAUUACAAAGCCGCUACAGUUAUCCACCAUCAAUAUGAAGAAUUUGGAAGCCCUCCAAAUAUAUAACUUAUGUUCUUUGAAAACUAUACAAAUCGAGGAUGGUUGUACUGCAAACAAGUUCUGGAAUCUUCGACAUUUAAUUAUCUACAGGUGUGAGCAGUUGGAGGACUUGAAUUGCCUUGUCUAUGCUUCAUCCCUUGAAAACUUAUGGGUGCGAAAGUGUUGUGCAUUAAAAAAGAUCAUUAGCCUUGUGAAGAAGGAUGUUUUUCCAGGUCUCAAAAGAAUAUGCUUGGAUAACUUGGGGAAUCUUGAAUUUAUUUGUGCUGAGCCACAGUCUUUUCCUAUUUUGGAGAGGAUGUACAUUCAUGAUUGUCAAAAACUACAAGAGCUUCCUUUUGCUGAUAUCCCAAUUAAGAGCAGUUUAGAAUUCAUUAAAGGAAGGCAAAACUGGUGGGAUUCACUAAGUUGGAGGCAUCUGGACCUCAAGCUACAUUUUGGUCAGUAUUUUCAAACCUGGGAGCGGUUCAUGAUUUAUGAAACUACUCGUGGCCUUGAGUUGAUUGACAGUGUUGAGUGGCCUAAAUCAUCGAAUCCGUCAUCAAGUAAUCUGCUCGAGAGCGAGAAACUCCAAGUCCUUAGGUCAAGUAUGGAUAUCUGGGAAGAAUGAAAUACAGAAGGCAAGAAAUGUUGGCUGGUUAGCUGAUGGAAGCCUUUAUGUGAUCUUUUAAAUUUAAGGUGUUUGGUUGAGAGUUUUGUAAGGAUGAUAACUGAUAAGCAAAGGUUUUGUUUCACUUUCAGUGUUGAUACUCUAUUUAUGGAUGCAUAUAUUUAAUAAUCUAUAGAAGGUAGUAAAUCUAGCGUUCUAAAAUUCUUGUAAAUGUCCCAUACUCCCAUGCCAUGUUAUAAAAGGAUGCAAAAACAGACUAUAUGAAGAAUUAUAGUUGGAAUUACUAUAUACAAAGUUUGUUGAGUAUUGGCUUGAAGAAGAAGGAAAACAUUGUAGUUUAUAUUUUGCAGUGUCUUGCCUGUUGAAAUCAUGCAAGUCUUAUGUGAGAUGGUUGCUAAGGUAUGUGAUGGCUUGGCCCUCGCCCUCACCCUCGUUACUGUAGGACGAGUCAUGCAACCAUCAACUUAAACUUUUGAUUGAGAUAGCAAUGAAUGUUGGCAGGUUAGCUGACGGAGCAUGAUAUAUAAUAUUAUAAGCAAAAGUUUUGUUUUAGUUUAAGUGUUGCACCUACUUUGGAGUUUCUCAUAAAUUAAGGCAUUUGCUUAUGAAUUACAAGGAAAAGUUGCAAGAGUGCCCCCACUGAUUUGUUUCUGGUCAAUUUCACAAACUUACGAGUGUUUGAUAAUCCAGCUUUUCAUGUAAGAUUAUUGAGUUACUUAUCUCAUUAUUUAUGUAAAGAUAGUCUAAGCCUUUAGUUUUUAUCUAAUACUUAUAAUUUAGUAUGAAAUAGGAUUGGUUAAUCCAAUUCGGCUAGCCUACGUAUUGUGGGAAGUACUUCACAUGUGAGAAAGAUUUCACAUCACUUAAAUAGUGGGUUAUGAAUUUGCAUAUAAUGCUUGAUGGAUAAUCUUCCUACUACCAUAUGGUUUUGGGAAAAUUAAACCUCAUCAAGUGUAUAUGCAAGUCAAUGCUCUUUACUUGUGGGUUUGUGGCCUUCGUCCAUGAGUGCCCCAUGGGUGUGUCCAUACAAGUGCGCCCACGGUGUGAUUAUGUGACGAAUUUUCACGACCUAAUAUGGUAUUAGAACACUUAGUAUUUUUCAAUUCCUUAAUCUUAGGUUUUUCUUGUUUUGUAUUGUGUUAUAAAUCUAUAUAGGGGCUCAUACUCUACAUUAAGAAUUGAAAUUCUUCGUGGAAUCAAAGCCACGUUUUGUGAUCAACUGAGAACAAAAAAUCUUGGUCUUCCAUAAAAAAAAUAAUGUGCGGGUUCGAAAAGAAAGAUGUUCCCACAAUUAAAAACAUGGAUUCACAUUUGAAUGAAGUGUUAGAAAAAUAACUUAUAUGUGAUCUUAUGUCGAAAAAUUAGAGAGGGGUUGGCUAACAUAUAAGUUUGAUGAGCUACU